Molecule: messenger RNA, 873 nt
Organism: Chenopodium quinoa (quinoa)
Lineage: Eukaryota; Viridiplantae; Streptophyta; Magnoliopsida; Caryophyllales; Amaranthaceae
Exons: 2
Coding region: 134-586 (150 amino acids)
Source: RefSeq, a predicted model, not a curated record
UUUUCUAUGAACAAAAAAUACAUGGACCGAAACACAACACCAAAGGGAGAAAAAUGUCAUCAUCCACUUGAUUUGAGACCUGAAAUUUCAAACCAAACAAAAAUAAUUAUUAUAUUCGAGUAGAGUUGGAAAAAUGAGCCAAGCAUUAAGCACAGUUUCCAGCUUAAUUACAAGAUCAUCAACACUUAAAUUUUCUAAGCCUAACAAAAUUCAUACACAAUGUCUUAAUGUUCGUAUGAUUUCUGUAUCUCCUCAAAAUGUCUCAGUUGAUGCACCAAUAUCUCUUACUCCGACUCCACGAAGAGAUGCUAUUAUAUUGGGAGUUGCAUUGGGGGUAGCUGUUGCAGCAUUGGGGCUAAAUAUUAGUGACAAAGCAUUGGCAGCAGCAAGAAGACCACCCCCAAAAACAGAAGAACAAGAGAAAAAGGACCCAAAUGUAAGUGGGGUCCUAGCCAAAGUUCUAGCUAGUAAAAAGAGGAAGGAAGCCAUGAAACAAGCCAUGGCUCAGCAAAGAGAGAGGGGAAAGAAAAUUGAGGAACCACCCUCUACUUCAUCCCCUUCUUCCCUAGAGUCCCCACCUUCUUAAUUUUUGUAUCUAAAGUGAUUAUAUAUGUGUAACCACACAUAAUUAGUUUUUUAAAUAUAUACUCUAAUUUCAAUAAUCUUUCAUUAAUUCUUUCUACAAGUUCAUAUAUAUUAGGGCGUGUUUUCAUACGUUAUUUUCAGUUCAUCUCAGCUCAGUUCAGCUCAACUCAGCUCAGUUCAGUUCAGCUGAGUUCAAUUUAUGAGAACAAGCCCUUAAAGUUUAAGUCAAUCAUGUGGAAUGUACUAAUUGUGUUAAUAUUAGCAUGAAGUCUAUAUACUUUAAAGAGA